This is a messenger RNA of Rhinopithecus roxellana (golden snub-nosed monkey), 4769 nucleotides long. RefSeq names its product DIRAS family GTPase 1 (gene DIRAS1). Gene Ontology annotation, cellular component: plasma membrane. Gene Ontology annotation, molecular function: GDP binding; GTP binding; GTPase activity. Gene Ontology annotation, biological process: signal transduction. Bases 197 to 793 code for a protein of 198 amino acids. The record is from RefSeq and is a predicted model, not a curated record. The transcript has 2 exons. NCBI's taxonomy places the organism in Eukaryota, Metazoa, Chordata, Mammalia, Primates, Cercopithecidae.
CGCCAGCGGACACCGGAGCGGGCAGGAGCAGCGGCCGCGGCGCCGCAGGGAGCAGCGGGCCCAGGGCGUGGGGCUGUCUCCUCCAGCCUGGGUGGCCUUUGACGUCUGACCCUCCUCUCCGCACAGGCUCGGUCUGGGGUUCUUGCAGCCGGCACCAGACCCUCCCAGCCCCGGCCCCCCACCCGCCGCGGGGAAGAUGCCCGAACAGAGUAAUGACUACCGCGUGGUGGUGUUCGGGGCGGGCGGCGUGGGCAAGAGCUCGCUGGUGCUGCGCUUCGUGAAGGGCACGUUCCGUGACACGUACAUCCCCACCAUCGAGGACACCUACCGGCAGGUGAUCAGCUGCGACAAGAGCGUGUGCACGCUGCAGAUCACAGACACCACCGGCAGCCACCAGUUCCCGGCCAUGCAGCGCUUGUCCAUCUCCAAGGGCCAUGCCUUCAUCCUGGUGUUCUCCGUCACCAGCAAGCAGUCACUGGAGGAGCUGGGGCCCAUCUACAAGCUCAUCGUGCAGAUCAAGGGCAGCGUGGAGGACAUCCCCGUGAUGCUCGUGGGCAACAAGUGCGACGAGACGCAGCGGGAGGUGGACACACGCGAGGCGCAGGCGGUGGCCCAGGAGUGGAAGUGCGCCUUCAUGGAGACCUCGGCCAAGAUGAACUACAACGUCAAGGAGCUCUUCCAGGAGCUGCUGACACUGGAGACCCGCCGGAACAUGAGCCUCAACAUCGACGGCAAGCGCUCCGGGAAGCAGAAGAGGACAGACCGCGUCAAGGGCAAAUGCACCCUCAUGUGAGCCCGGAACGCCCGCCUGCCCGCCGCCCACCCCCACUGGCUCCGGCCCCCGCUGCCUCCCCCAACACUGACACCCUCCUUGGCCUCCUCCUCUUCUCUCAUCCUUCCUCUGACACCUCGGCUGGGGAAACCGAGGCCACCCCCUCUCCGCUGCCCCUGCCCAUCCCGAGGCAGGGCUGGGGCUCUUCUUCUUCCCCCGCUCUCUUUCCACCCUCCUGUUCUGUCUGUACCCGCCCCCCAAAACCAAGAGCUGGUGGUGGCCCCUUGUCCUGCAGAUGGGAAAACAGGACGGGGAGCUGUCAAGAGGAGCUGCUUGUUCCCACCGGGAUCAGAGGAGGCUGCGUUUCCCCAUCUCCAUCUCUUUCCCUGGGGUGUCCCCAGCCAGACCUGCGGGUCCUGUCCCUCACAUUUGAUCACUGUGACCUUCCGGGGGAGGGGGAGUUGAAAAUGCACAUCUGCAGAUAUUUUUUUCUUUUUUCUCCUGUUUGGUGUUAACAUACACCCAAACCCACCCGGCCCCUCACGACCUCUGAUCUGUGCCCCUCCUCUGGUCCCAGAACACCCCUCUCUCCUCUGUCUUCACACCAGGGUGUGGGGCCCGCGGGAUGGGCCUCAGGCCACCAGGCAAUAACCACAGGGCCUGCAGCAGUGCCCCUGCCAGCCCCGAGUCCCACCCCCGGGACCGGCCACAUCCACAGCACAACUGCCCGGUUGGAGAGGCACCAUGAACGUGGAGGGGCUUCCCAGACACCAUCCACCCGGGGACCCGUCUCUUCCACCAAGACAGAGACGUUAGCAACGCAUGGUGGGUGGGGACCUGGGGUGCUCAGGAGGGGGUGCCCGGGGCCCUGGCCAGAGAGACAUCAAUUACACCCCCGUAGAGGGACAUCUGAUAGGACCCAGCACCAGCAGGAUCCGAGGGGCCUCCAGGCAGAGGUCUGCCCCGCCCACUUCCUCCCCACCACCUGUGCCCCAGAGAGCAGGACCCACCCAGGAAGGUGGCGUCCUGGAGUCAGGUGUAUCUGCAGCCAUGAGGUUCUGGGUGUUUUUGUGAGAGAGUCUGAGUGAUGCCACACUCAUGUGACCCCACAGGGUUGUGUCCAACAUACACAGAAGUGACUAUGGAACAGUGUAUUUGGUGUAUUUGUGCAACCUGGGGUGCGUGGAUGGGCGACUUGUAUCUACGUGCAUCUGCGUGUAUACCUGUGUGUGUCUGUCAGGGAUGGUAUGUUUUCGUGGCAGUCUGUGUGUGUAAUAGUGGUGCAGGGUCUAUAGAGAGGCGGGUAGUUGUAGAUACCUGUGUGUGGUUGUCAACAAGACUGGGUAUUUGUGAUGUGUCUGUGUGAAUCUUUGUGCCUGUAUGAGCAUGACUCUAUUUUGGGGAGUGGGUGAUAUGAUUUAUCUGAGAGCAUUUAUCUGUAAAUAUGUUUGUCUUGAUUGAGGGACACGAUCUCUGUCCCACUCGGUAGCAACAUGACUCUCUAGCCAUGUGACUUUGGUCCCAAAUCUGUAUCAGUUGGAUAUUGCUGUGUAACCAAUGACCACAAACGGAGCAACCAGAAACAACACACGUUUAUUAUCUCACAGAUUCUACAGGUCAGAGCCUGUGUGCAGGUUCCCUGGGUCCUCUACUGAGGAUCUCAGGAGGCUGCAAUCAAAGCAUUGGCCAGGCAGAGGUCUCAUCUGAAGGCCUGAUCAGGGAAGGAUUUGCUUCUUCUAAGCUCAUGUGGUUGUUGCAGCAUUCAGUCCCUUGCUGUUGAAAGACUGAGGGCCUCAGUUCCUCGCUGGCUGUUGGCUGGAAGCUGCUCUUUGUUCUGUGCCAUGUGGGUCUCUCCAUAGUGGGGCUUGGAGCACGGCAGCUAAGUCAGUGAGGGAAGGUGAAAUGGAGGUGUUGGUCCUAUUGGGUGUGAGGAAGCAACAUGUGUGUGUGUGUGUGUGCACGCUUUUGUACACUGAGAGAGAGAGAUUGCACGCAUGUGUCUCUGUAGUCAUGUGGCCAGGUGGGACUAUGUAGAUAACAGAUUGCUCAUGUCUGAUUUGGUACAUGGGAUUAUGUAGAUAACAUGUUGCUCGUGUCUGAUUUGGUACAUGGGACUAUGUAGAUAACAGAUUGCUCAUGUCUGAUUUGGUACAUGGGAGUAUGUAGAUAACAGAUUGCUCGUGUCUGAUUUGGUACAUGGGACUAUGUAGAUAACAUGUUGCUCAUGUCUGAUUUGGUACAUGGGACUAUGUAGAUAACAUGUUGCUCGUAUCCGAUUUGGUACAUGGGACUAUGUAGAUAGCAGAUUGCUCGUGUCUGAUUUGGUACAUGGGACUAUGUAGAUAACAGAUUGCUCAUGUCUGAUUUGGUACAUGGGACUAUGUAGAUAACAUGUUGCUCAUGUCUGAUUUGGUACAUGGAACUAUGUAGAUAACAUGUUGCUCAUGUCUGAUUUGGUACAUGGGACUAUGUAGAUAACAUGUUGCUCAUGUCUGAUUUGGUACGUGGGACUAUGUAGAUAACAUGUAGCUCUUGUCUGAUUUGGUACAUGGGACUAUGUAGAUAACAGAUUGCUCGUGUCUGAUUUGGUACAUGGGACUAUGUAGAUAACAUGUUGCUCGUGUCUGAUUUGGUACAUGGGACUAUGUAGAUAACAGAUUGCUCAUGUCUGAUUUGGUACAUGGGACUAUGUAGAUAACAUGUUGCUCGUGUCUGAUUUGGUACAUGGGACUAUGUAGAUAACAUGUUGCUCGUGUCUGAUUUGGUACAUGGGACUAUGUAGAUAACAUGUUGCUCGUGUCUGAUUUGGUACAUGGGACUAUGUAGAUAACAGAUUGCUCAUGUCUGAUUUGGUACAUGGGACUAUGUAGAUAACAUGUUGCUCGUGUCUGAUUUGGUACAUGGGACUAUGUAGAUAACAUGUUGCUCGUGUCUGAUUUGGUACAUGGGACUAUGUAGAUAACAUGUUGCUCGUGUCUGAUUUGGUACAUGGGACUAUGUAGAUAACAUGUUGCUCACGUCUGAUUUGGUACAUGGGACUAUGUAGAUAACAUGUUGCUCGUGUCUGAUUUGGUACAUGGACUAUGUAGAUAACAUGUUGCUCGUGUCUGAUUUGGUACAUGGGACUAUGUAGAUAACAUGUUGCUCGUGUCUGAUUUGGUACAUGGGACUAUGUAGAUAACAUGCUGCUCGUGUCUGAUUUGGUACAUGGGACUAUGUAGAUAACAUGUUGCUCACGUCUGAUUUGGUACAUGGGACUAUGUAGAUAACAGAUUGCUCGUGUCUGAUUUGGUACAUGGGACUAUGUAGAUAACAUGUUGCUCGUGUCUGAUUUGGUACAUGGGACUAUGUAGAUAACAUGUUGCUCGUGUCUGAUUUGGUACAAGCAUGUUUGUUUUCCUCUGUGUUCAUGUGAGUGUUUACUCAACAAAUGUUUACUGGACACACUCAGAGAGAGGGAGUGUGCAUACGUGUGUGUGUGUGUUGCUAUCCAGCACGUGGACUGGGCUCCCAGAAGAGCUGGCAUUGUGUCUGAGCAGAGCUGGGUCCCCCCAAAACUUGGGCUGGCCCAGGCCCCACCAGCAGCUGACAUUGCCUCCUCUCCUGUCCUGGCAGUAGCUUCUGGGCUCUGAAGGUGCCAGAGAGAGUGAGGCUGGGCAGGGGUCUGCAGCCCUUUCUCAGGGACACACCCUGAUAGCACAAUCUCCCUGGGGCCCUGCCCACCUCCAGGCCUCUCCCAUCCCAGACCCUGUCCAGACCCUGGGGAGAGAGGGGAUCUGCAAUAGGAGGGGGCCUGAGCCUGCCCUGGCUGCUGGCUCAUACUGCCUGGGCAUCCCUGGUGCUGGGGACUGUGCCAGGCCAUGCUUGCUGUGACUCUGCCCCCACCCCUCUCCCCCCGCAUGUGGGUGCCCCCACUCCCCCAUCGUGGGGUCUGUGUAGCCUUCGCUCUAGACAUAGUCUUCCUGCAAUAAAAAAGUGGAUCCUGUAUUCCCCACCA